Molecule: messenger RNA, 1938 nt
Organism: Pocillopora damicornis (cauliflower coral)
Lineage: Eukaryota; Metazoa; Cnidaria; Anthozoa; Scleractinia; Pocilloporidae
Source: RefSeq, a predicted model, not a curated record
UACAAGGAAAUCUGCAGAAAGUGUAGGGAGAAUUAACAAUUACAUCUUGGGAGUUAAAGGGUUAAGUAUCUUAAGAAUGGAAUAAAAGAAUUGUAUAUUACUAGUUGAAGGGCUAGUUGCAUAACUAUUCUACACGUGGGUACAAUUUAAUUUCUUUUGGUGAAAAUUUGUAUUGUUUUCCAGAUUCUUUGAGUACAGGCAGACCACACUAUGUGUUUGUGGCCAAUUAUUGUUGACAUGAGACAAACAAAAUCUACCAAGGUUAUGAAUGAAGCUCUAAAAUUUGGCCGGCCUGACGUUUCAUGAAGACGAAAAAAUACCACAAUGUAUUGAUUAACAUUUAAUUUAACUUUAUUGAGAUAUUCAGAAAUAGAUGUACUUUAGAUGUCAACAAUGAUUAACCACGAACACAUAGUGUGGUCUGCCUGUGCCCUAAAGGCAGCGGAAAUGCACUGCAGGGAAACAGAUACAGAUGGGUUUUUCUUUUUUCUGAUUUUUGCAGUCUUUAGAAAUAAUUUUCAUUUGAGACAAUUUAUUUAGGAUUAUUUAAAAUGUUUACAGGCCUCCGCGUUUUCUGUCACAGUUGUCCGCGGGUACUGGAAAACAAAUGUCGGUACACUAGUGUACACGAGAAAUGGCGGCGAAACAUGCUUCGUAGAAAAAGAUGGAAAACGCUUUGACAUCAAGUUCCUGCAUGGAGUGUGACGGUCCUUGGCACGUUUUAUCUUUGAAUAACCAACGGUAAACAGUGUGAUGUGGCAAUUAUAAUUCGUCAUUGGAAGAUUCCAGCAGACCUUCGAUGAAAUUUGUUUCUGUAUACAGGAGGUGAUUGGUGUAAACUCAUUUAAAACUGCUAACAUCAGCAGUUGACGUUUGAGGAAUUCGACAUGAAAAGCAAAGACAUAAAUUUGAUCUAAUCAGUCACAGUUGACGCUGAACGGUUACAAACUAAGGCAACUAACAUUUCGAUUGAUUAGCAAGAUGAAGGUCAGGAUUUCUUUCGGUCAAACGAUGUUCGUAUCUUUAGUGGUCUCUCUUCUGUUUUGCAACGCGUAUGCGGAAGAGCCUAUUGGUAAAGAGCCUAUCGGUGAAGAGCCGAUCGGUAAGGAGCCUAUCAGUAAGGAGCCUAUCAGUAAGGAGCCUAUCGAGCCCAAGAUCUGUGCUGACGACUAUGCUUCAGUUGGAAGAACUGUCUGUGAUGACCAUGCAGAAUGCUUGGAGGGAGAUGGUGCUAUUGCAUGCAAAUGCAAGGAAGGAGCUCUUGGUGAUGGCUGGGCUAUCAGCUCGGGCUGUGUUUCAGUGGAAGGUUCUCCUGAAGGUCAUCCAGGUGUGAGAGAGAGAAGAUGGUGGAUUUGGGGAAUGUGGAGCAGAAAUCAGGAAAUCAGUAAGUUACCUCUAAUUUGGUGCCAAAUAGAAUAAGGACCUUAAACAAACCACAACUGCAAUGGCAAAAAGGAUAUUGCAAAACAAGAGAUCUAAUGGACAGAGCAAUUGCUGUUUUAAAUUUGUUCAUUUCUCAGGCAUUGCCUAAAAAACAACAACAUGAAAUUGUCAAUUGUCACGUGGUCUGAGAACAAAACGCAACAACAAAUUAUUCAAGUAUUUAAUUGCAACUCUGGGGCACUAACAUACUUAACGCUGAAACUCAAGGCGUGGUGCAAUAAUAGUCAGUAAACACAUCUUUUUCAAUUGAUGUCCACCUCAGCAUUGCCAUCUUGACUGCGUAAGGUCCAUAAUAUAUAAAUGUUUAAUGCUUUAAACCAUAAGAGUGACGAGCAUCUAAUUUCUCCAUACAAUAUCUCCCCUGAAUUAAAUAUUAAAAGUCAUGAGAGUAAAGGAAACUAUCACAAACUAAAAGACCAAUAGAUUAAUAAACAAACUCUCCUUGUUAGCACCUCAGGAAAUGCAUAGAGAACAGCAAGGAGAAUAUGCAUACUG